AUGGACUUAACUAUUUUAACUCAUGAAGAACUUUCUGUAAAAUAUGUUUGUGCUCACCAUUUUUCUCAAUGUGACAUUAGACAGGCAGGUAAUCGUGUCAUAUUGAUAAAGACAGCCAUCCCCCAAACAUAUAAUAUUGACAACUCUUCUUAUGAACUGCAUCAAUCUACAUCAUCAACACCAUCACGAACAGAUCCUUUAUUAGAAAAUACUCUAGACACUGAUGAUGAAAUAGAUAUAAAUGUUUCAAAACCGACACACACAUAUUUAAAUAGAUCACCAGAAACACCAACAUUUUAUUUUUCUCAAACAAAUUCAAAUAACACUUAA
Messenger RNA from Macrosiphum euphorbiae (potato aphid), 330 nucleotides. NCBI's taxonomy places the organism in Eukaryota, Metazoa, Arthropoda, Insecta, Hemiptera, Aphididae. The record is from the annotation of a GenBank genome assembly.